Pistacia vera is the source of this 2360-nucleotide messenger RNA. RefSeq names its product pentatricopeptide repeat-containing protein At2g29760, chloroplastic-like. Bases 142 to 885 code for a protein of 247 amino acids. Lineage: Eukaryota; Viridiplantae; Streptophyta; Magnoliopsida; Sapindales; Anacardiaceae. The transcript is spliced from 2 exons. Gene Ontology annotation, molecular function: protein binding. The record is from RefSeq and is a predicted model, not a curated record.
UUGGUUUGGGCCAACAAUCUAAUCUCGCCAAUUCUGUCAGAUGGCUUCAAAUGCAAACCUCUUCUGAUCUUGUACUUUAUUUCCCUCUUUUCGUGCUUCUCUGCUUUGUUUUCUUUUUUGUUUUUAAUAUCGACUCAAUUGAUGUUUGGGCAUUGUACAGAUCUUGCUAUUCGUCUUUAUUCAAGUUUUGACAAUUUAUUUCCAUUUAGUCUACAAGGUGUUCAAUUAAAUAUAUCUACUUUCCACUUCUUGAUUCAUGUCUGCUCUAGAGCAUCUGCUUUCAAACAAGGGAGUGAAGUUCACAGGAGAAUCUUGAAAUCUGGGUUCGGAAAUAAUCUAUCUCUGACUAAUAAUUUAAUGGGCAUGUAUAAAAGCUGUGGAAAAUUGAAGGCAGUGUGUCAAUUGUUUGAAAAUUUGCCCAGUAGAGAUGUUGUUAAUUGGAAUACCAUGAUAUCUUGUUAUGUUACAAUGGGUUUGUAUAGAGAAGUGUUGGAUUCAUUUCGUAAAAUGAUAGUCAAUGGUGUUAGUCCUGAUGAGAUAACCAUGGUUAGCUUGGUUUCAGCAAGUGCAAAGUUGAGGGAUGUGAAAAUGGGAGAGGCGUUGCAUCUCUACAUUGAGGAGAAAAAUUUAAGCAUAGUUGGAAGUUCGGUGGAUAUGUAUAUCAAGUGUGGGAAAAUGGAGGAAGCACAAAAGCUUCUGGAUAGAAGCGGUGCUGAUGAUGUUGAUGUUGUUUUGGGAACUACAUUGAUUAGUGGGUAUGUGAAGUCGAAUAAAAUAGAUGCGGCUAGGUUCCUGUUUGACCAGAUGACAGAGAGGAGCUUGAUUUCAUGGACUGCAAUGAUUUCUGGUUAUGUCCAAGGUGGAUAUUUUUGUGAGAGUUUGUAGUUAUUUAGAGAAAUGAGGUUCAAAGUUGUUUGGCCAGAUAAGGUUGUGCUCAUAACAGCACUUUCUGCAAGUGUUGAAGUGGGUGAAUUUCGGUUUGGCAGAUCUAUCCACUGCUUGAUUUUAAAGCAUGGAAUGAGUGUUUCUUGGAAAUGCUCUGAUAGACUUGUAUGCAAAAUGUGAACAAGUUAAUGAAGCAUGCAGAAUCUUUGAGCAGUUGCCUUACAAGACUAUUGUGACUUGGAAUACAAUGUUGGAUGGAUUUUGCAGAAAUGGAAAUAUUGCAAAGGCAAGAGCCUUUUUUGAUGUGAUUCCUGAAAAAGAUGUUGGAUGGAUUUUGCAGAAAUGGAAAUAUUGCAAAGGCAAGAGCCUUCUUUGAUGUGAUUCCUGAAAAAGAUGUGAUUUCAUGGAACACUAUAAUCAACUGCUAUGCUAGAUAUAAUCAGUUUCAGGAGUUGUUUCAGCUUUUCCACAAGAUGCAGAGUUCUCAUAUAAAAGCUGACAAGUUCACUUUGGUUAGUUUGCUAUGUCGUCCUGUGCUAGCAUUGGAGCCCUUAAUCGUGGAAUUUGGGUCCAUGUUUACAUGAAGAAAAAUCAAAUUAGUCUAGAUAGCAUGUUAGAAACUUGUCUAAUUGACAUGUAUGGAAGGUGUGGUUGCUAUGAAAUAGCCUAGGAGUUGUUUUCUGAAAUUAGUGAAAGUAAUAUAUUUGUACGGACUGCAAUGAUAGCAACAUAUGCCAUGGAGGAACAAGCGAAUGGAAAACUGGAAUAAAGCCCAAUCAAGUCACUUUUAUAGCUCUUCUAACUGCCUGUAGUCAUGGAGGUUUAAUAGAUGAAGGUUACAAAUUCUUUCAUAAGAUGAGUAGUUACGACAUAAACCCUAAGAUACAGCAUUAUGGAUGUAUGGUCGAUCUCCUGGGUCGUGCUGGGCAUUUAGAUGAGGCAUCAAAUUUCAUUGCUUCCAUGCCAAUUGAAGCAGAUGUUUGCAUAUGGAGUUCCUUGUUGAGAGCAUGUGGAAGCUACCAAAAUGUCGAAAUAGCUGAACAUGCAUUCAAUACAUCUCACAGAGAUAGACCCACUGACUGAUGCAGCAUAUGUGCUGCUUUCAAAUGUUUAUGCAAAAGGUGGUAGAUUAGAUGGUGUGAGCAGACUAAGAACAAAGCUACAUGAUAUAGGAUUAAGGAAGCAACCAGGAUAUAGCCUUAUAGAACAAGAUGUUCUUCAUAAGUUUACUUGUGGGGAUUUCUUUGAUCCUCAUGCUACAGAAACCACAGUGAAAGGUUGGCUGUAGCUUUUGGGCUUUGAAGCACCCGUGAAAAAACCCCAAUACGGAUUGUGAAUAAUCUUCGGAUUUGUGGAGAUUGUCACUCAUUUAUGAAGCUUGUAUCUCAAACCUAUAAUAGAGAAAUUGUAAUUCGAGAUAGCCAUAGAUUCCAUCGGUUUCAAGAUGGUCAUUGCUAAUGUGAAGAUUAUUGGUA